AUGGAUAUUCUUAGGGCUGAAAUAGCUAAAAAAAGAAAGCAGUUAGAAGAGAAAGAUAUUUUGAAGCCAUCAAAAAAAUAUUUUAAAAGAAGUGAACUCCUAGCUAAGGAACAUGAAGAAUAUUUGAAAAAAUAUGGUCCAAGUAUUACCGAUAAUGAAGAGAACAAUGAGACAGAAAACGCUGAGAAAGCCAAAAAGCAAGAGAAUGAAAGUGAACAAACGGAAAGUAUAUCAUUGCCAAGAGCAGAGGUUGUCAAAAGGUUAAGGGAUCGCGGACAUCCUAUAAUAUUAUUUGGUGAAAGUGAAUUACAAUCAUUUAAAAGAUUGAGAAGAAUAGAAAUUCAGGAACCAGAAGCUAAUAGGGGUUUUAGAAAUGAUUUCCAAGAAGCUAUGGAACAAGUAGAUCAGGCAUAUCUAGAUGAAAUAUUGGCAUUGGGUACUCAGAAUGACAGUGAAAAACUGCAAAAGGAAGAUGCUCUAGAUGAUUCAGUUACAUAUGAAUACAUACAGGAAAUGUCUGUAACUAUGGGAAAAGGAGAUAGAAACCAUGAUAUGAAUGUUAUCAUGACAUUAUUGCAGUUUCUACUCAAGCUUUGGGGACAACAGCUAAAUGCAGCCACAGGUGAUCAGAAGACUGCAAUAAAACACAAAAUGACAAGGGCAACAUAUACACAAACCCAAGUUUAUCUUAAACCUUUAAUGAGGAAAUUAAAAAAGAAAAAUCUUCCUGAAGAUAUAUGUGACAGUCUUACAGAAAUAACAAAACAUUUGCUGGAUAGAAAUUAUAUUAUGGCAAGUGAUGCUUAUCUACAGAUGGCUAUUGGUAAUGCACCAUGGCCUAUUGGUGUUACCAUGGUUGGUAUCCACGCACGUACAGGUCGUGAAAAGAUUUUCUCAAAGAAUGUGGCUCACGUGAUGAACGAUGAAACUCAGAGAAAAUAUAUUCAGGCUUUGAAGAGAUUAAUGACAAAAUGUCAAGAAUAUUUCCCAACAGAUCCAUCUAGAUGUGUAGAAUAUAGUACCAAUAAGUGA
Danaus chrysippus (African queen) is the source of this 1032-nucleotide messenger RNA. Lineage: Eukaryota; Metazoa; Arthropoda; Insecta; Lepidoptera; Nymphalidae. The record is from the annotation of a GenBank genome assembly.